Messenger RNA from Mya arenaria, 1419 nucleotides. RefSeq lists its product as uncharacterized. The record is from RefSeq and is a predicted model, not a curated record. Lineage: Eukaryota; Metazoa; Mollusca; Bivalvia; Myida; Myidae. The transcript has a single exon. Bases 1 to 1419 code for a protein of 472 amino acids.
AUGAAACAUCAUGCCAUGCUGCAUCGAGGUAACCAGAGUAUAGCGACGGGCAGUUGUACAUCGACGAAUGUGAGUGGUUAUGGCACAAAGGUAUGUCUACGAAUCGUUCCGGUAGCCGUGCAUCGGGGAUCGAAGACAGUGCAAACCUAUGCUUUGUUGGAUGCGGGGUCUGACGUCACACUUUGUAGCGAUUCCCUAGUUAAAAGACUAGACGCCAAAGGUAAGUCCUUUAUAGAGUUUUCUAUAACAACUGUUAAUGGAAGUAAGAAGAAGAAAAAGGGCAUAGAGUUUCAUGCAGAGGUAAGUUCUAUUGACGGACAUGGGCAUUUGACCCUUCAAAGAGUGUGGUCUGUAGAACGUUUGUCUGUGUCUCUGGAUUCACUCCCGAGAAGAUUGGAGUUGGCUAAGUGGGAUCACUUAGCUGGCAUUGAGUUGCCUAAUAUAGAUGCAAAUGAAGUUGGGCUAUUGAUUGGCAGUGACACACCGGAAGCCUUCUGGGUGGAAGAAGAAAGAAGAGGUAAGCGCAGCGAACCAUAUGCUAUUUUGCUAAGAUCGAUUUUAGGUUGGACGAUCAUUGGGCCUACAUGUAAGGUGUCCGCACAUUUAAAUGUCAAUGUGCAUUAUCAACAAGCCGAUGUAUUACAGCAAAUGCACAAACUUUGGUCUACAGACUUUCCGGAGUACGUAGCUGACGAUAAACGGGAGAUGUCACAAGACGACCGACGAGCGUUAGGUAUGAUGAUGCAGACAAUAACUCAAGAGGAUGGACAUUACAAAAUCGGACUACCUUGGCGCGAUGACCAAUGUUUUUCACAUAACAAACACAUGGCACUUACACCUCUAGCAGGCCUGAAAAGGAAAUUGCAAGGAAAUAAUUAUUUGCAUAAAAUGUAUAGUGAUUCAAUGGAAGGAUAUAUAUUGAAAUGUCAUGCAAAACGAGUAUGCGAAUGUGAGACAGAGAGUAAAAGUGACAGGAUUUGGUACCUACCGCAUCACCCAGUUGUAAGCCCACGGAAGCCAGGAAAGGUAAGAGUAGUAUUUGACUGCGCUUCAAAAUACAAAGGUAUGUCACUGAAUGAUCGGCUGGUUCAAGGUCCUGAUUUAGUAAAUAGUAUAGUCGGAGUACGUACGCGUUUCAGAGAGGAAAGGAUUGCGUUAGUGGCAGAUAUUGAAGCUAUGUUUCACCAAGUGCGAGUAAUGGAUGAAGACUGCCAAGCGCUAAGAUUUCUGUGGUGGCCCGAAGGGGACUUAACUCGACAGCCUGAAUGCCACCAGAUGCAAGUGCAUUUGUUUGGCGCAACUUCCUCGCCGAGCUGCGCAGCGUAUGCAUUAAGAAGAACGGCGACUGACAAUGCAGAAAUGAAUGCACCGGAAGUAGCCACAACACUGGAGUUGAACUUCUAUGUUGAUGAUCUAUGA